Daktulosphaira vitifoliae (grape phylloxera) is the source of this 1098-nucleotide messenger RNA. RefSeq lists its product as uncharacterized. The transcript is spliced from 2 exons. Lineage: Eukaryota; Metazoa; Arthropoda; Insecta; Hemiptera; Phylloxeridae. The coding region runs from base 1 to 1098 and encodes 365 amino acids. The record is from RefSeq and is a predicted model, not a curated record.
AUGGCUGAUAACAUUGUUUCGCUAAAGGCAGCGCGUGGAGCACUUAAAGGUCAGCUCACAAGAACGUUAAAUAUACUCAAAACAACACCGGAGAGUUUAGACGCUAAUCAGCUGUCGGUGAGAGUAGAGAGAGCUGAAGGAGUAUUGUGUGAAUUUAACAAGAUUCAAUUAGAGAUAGAAAUUGCACUCCCAGAAGAGGAUAACGAAAAAUAUCGUUCUGAUUUCGAAGAUCUGUAUUAUGAGACGAUAGCUGAGUGCAGAAAUAUUAUUAAUAAGCUAAAUAAAAAUGUAACUACGGAUAAUAUGGAGAUUAGAGUUUCUGAUAUCAAUCUAAAUAGUUCUAGUCCGAGUAACUUAUCGGGUGUUUCAAACGGCAACAACAAUGGAAUUUAUUCGUUUGCAAAACUAGCUCCGAUAAAUUUACCACAAUUUUCGGGCGAGUACUCAGAAUGGGCAGCGUUCCAUGACAUGUACAUAGCGCUUAUACAUUCAAAUUCAGCUCUUUCAAAAGUACAAAAAUUCUUUUAUUUAAAAUCGUCAUUAAACGGUAUAGCAGCUAAUGUGGUGAAAUCAGUCGAAUUAACUGAGGUCAAUUACGACUAUGCGUGGUCAGCCUUAAUAAAUAGAUAUAACAAUAAAAAAAUGCUCGUUCAAGCCCAUACGAAGGCGCUGUAUGACAUUCAACCAAUAACGAAAGAAUCUUCGUCUAAAUUAAGAUGUUUAAUAGAUAAAAUUAUUAAUAACAUGAAUGCUUUAGAGACCCUCGGGCAAGACCCUAAAGCUUGGGGUUCUUUACUCGUGCAUUUGAUAACGUCUAAGUUAGAUCAAAAAACUUUAAAGGAGUGGGAAACUGAGGCGCCGAAAACAGUGGUACCCUCCGUAUCAACAUUAAUGGAUUUCUUGGAAACUAGAUUUAAAAUACUUGAGGCUGUAGAAAGUUCGUGCAGUUCAAAUGACAAGUCUGAGAAAAGAUCCUACGAAAAUUAUGAAGAAGGAAAGGCGCAAGAAAAAAAAUGGCAAAAUAAAACAGUUAUGCACGUAGCGACAACGAAAUUUAAAUGUUACCAGAGUCAUGCAGAUACUUUAAUAUCUGCAUGA